GAUAGGGAGGGCAGGCCAGGGCAGCAGCACAUGACCAUUCUCCGACGUGAAGCGAACAACUAAACCCGUCUCCUAACAGCUCCGUUAGGUUAGGACACUCUUUUCCGGUGUGAUGGCGACCCCCCUCUGGGUGUUGGUGGUGCUGGUGUCUGGGGCGGCUGCGGGACUCUUCUUCAACGGGGACCAGCCCUGCUACCGGCCCCGUCCCCGGGGGAACGGCUUCGGACUGAGGACCUCACCUCGUCCUCACGAACUGAUGAACCUCUCCGACCUUCCCACAUCAUGGGACUGGAGAAACGUUAACGGCACCAACUUUGUGAGCACAACCCGGAAUCAGCACAUUCCUCAGUACUGCGGCUCCUGCUGGGCCCACGGCAGCACCAGCGCCAUGGCAGACCGUAUAAACAUAAAGAGGAAGGGGGCGUGGCCGUCGGCCUACCUGUCCGUUCAGAACGUGGUGGACUGCGGGGGGGCCGGGACCUGCCACGGUGGGGACCACUCGGGGGUCUGGGAGUACGCCAACACGAACGGCAUCCCAGACGAGACCUGCAACAACUACCAGGCCAAGGACCAGAAGUGCAAACCCUUCAACCAGUGCGGCACGUGCACCACCUUCGGGAAGUGCAACAUCAUCAAGAACUACACCCUGUGGAAGGUGGGCGACUUUGGCGCCGUCAGCGGCCGCGAGAAGAUGAUGGCCGAGUUGUACGCCGGAGGGCCAAUCAGCUGUGGCAUCAUGGCCACGGAUGAGCUGGACGCCUACACCGGCGGCAUCUACUCGCAGUUCGUGGAGGAGCCCUCCAUCAACCACAUCGUGUCGGUGGCCGGCUGGGGCGUGGAGAACGGCGUGGAGUUCUGGAUCGUACGCAACUCCUGGGGAGAGCCCUGGGGCGAGCAGGGCUGGCUGAGGAUCGUCACCAGCGCCUUCAAAGGAGGAAGUGGAAGCAAGUUCAACCUGGCGCUGGAGGAAGACUGCAUGUACGGCGAUCCAAUCCUGCCCAAGAACCGCCACUAGAGGAGGAGCGCCUCCGUCAGUGAACACCGUCACAAACUCUCUGGGCAACCCGGGUCGUGGUUAUAAGAUUGCGCAAAAAAAAAAAGGGAA
This is a messenger RNA of Gadus chalcogrammus (walleye pollock), 1105 nucleotides long. It is a transcript of the gene ctsz, whose product is annotated as cathepsin Z. Bases 113 to 1015 code for a protein of 300 amino acids. Lineage: Eukaryota; Metazoa; Chordata; Actinopteri; Gadiformes; Gadidae. The record is from RefSeq and is a predicted model, not a curated record. Gene Ontology annotation, cellular component: lysosome. Gene Ontology annotation, molecular function: cysteine-type endopeptidase activity. The transcript is spliced from 6 exons.